AUGUCGAGCGCGACGGUGCGACGCGAACGCGAGGAUGGCGAAGACGCGACGAGGGACGACGGGGCGGCGGUGAAGCGCGCGAGGGCGGACGACGCGGCGAGCGACGGACGCGCGGCGGUCGAGGUGGCGGUGGAUCGGUUCGGGAGGCGCGUGCGCGCGGGCGAUCGGUUGGAGGUGCAGUGGGAGGUGGAACCGGGACGGGGGGAGGGGGGCGAGGACGGCGAGGCGCGAGACGAGGACGAAACCGAAGUCGCGGUGACGUGGUGGCCGUGCGUCGUGUGCGAAGGGGACGCGGAGGGGGAGGCGAAGGCGGGGACGGCGUUCGCGUUGUUGUACGACGCGCGGGAUGGGUUCGAGGCGGAAUUGCGGAAGGUGUCGUUUCUGAGCGGAGAGGCGCGCGAGCUGACGCACGCCGACGAGGACGGGGUGUUUCGUUGGCGACGCGAGGGCGACGACGAUGACGAUGACGACGAGUGCGAGGGCGAUGGGUGCGGCGCGGACGUACCGACGACGAUGCGGGAGAUAUUGGAGGCGCAAGGUGCGCUCGAUGCGGCGAGUGGAGAGAGUUUGGAAAACGCCUCGAUGGCGGCGUUCGCCACGCUUCCGAUGAAUCAGCAGAUGAACAUGGCGAGCGCGUUCGCCGGGUUCAAGGAUAAGCUCAUGCAGAGACUGUCCGGUUUGGCUGCGCAAAAGGGCGCCGAUGGCGUCGUUACGAAGGAUGAUAUCGAAAACAUCCUGAGCGAUAUCAGGAACGAAUGA
Ostreococcus lucimarinus CCE9901 is the source of this 759-nucleotide messenger RNA. RefSeq lists its product with no specific name. NCBI's taxonomy places the organism in Eukaryota, Viridiplantae, Chlorophyta, Mamiellophyceae, Mamiellales, Bathycoccaceae. The record is from RefSeq and is a predicted model, not a curated record. The coding region runs from base 1 to 759 and encodes 252 amino acids. The transcript has a single exon.